This is a messenger RNA of Heterobasidion irregulare TC 32-1, 1336 nucleotides long. RefSeq lists its product as uncharacterized. Gene Ontology annotation, cellular component: endoplasmic reticulum. The coding region runs from base 34 to 1203 and encodes 389 amino acids. Gene Ontology annotation, biological process: macroautophagy. The transcript has 7 exons. The record is from RefSeq and is a predicted model, not a curated record. NCBI's taxonomy places the organism in Eukaryota, Fungi, Basidiomycota, Agaricomycetes, Russulales, Bondarzewiaceae.
GUUCAUGCGUGUUCAGGUGUGGCCGUUGUCGAGAUGUCGAGACCGAUCCUACGUCCUCAGCAAGUGACCGGACAACAUAAUCUGCCUUAUCGAUCAGCUCGUACUGCGUAUCCUACGUUUCUCUCAUUCCAGGCGACACUCAAGUUGCAGGCAGGAUGGGCAUGGUGUGGGCUUGUCGAUGCUUCUAGGUGGGACAUGGUAGUGAGAUUGGUUGCAAGCGACCACGAGAUCCGCGCAAAUGUGCUCAAGUCUCUCUUGUUGAAUACGAUUUCACUUCUCUCGAUAUAUGUCUUCGAUCUCCUACUGCAUCCUCUAGCGAAAGAUCAGCCUCAGAAAUGGCUACAUCGGAAUGUGGGGUGGUUCUACCAGGUGCUAUGGCUGCUCCCCGUCGUGGGCCUUUCACUCUAUCUCAAUACCUCAUGGUGCACACUCAUAGCUAAACGCACAUACACUUUACAACACGGCCGCUCCUCGUCGUAUCCAGGUCCGGGAACUUCCCCUUCCCCGAAUGCAUACAUCGCCUUCCUUCAUUCGCUGGCGACAUCCGCAUACCGUAGCGUCAUGGUCCUCACAAGUAUUAUUGUUUCACUUGCACUGAGCUACGUGCCGCUCGUCGGCGGUUCGGCUGAGUUUCUCUUUCUAUGCUGGGUGGAUGCGUACUACUGUUUCGAAUUCACAUGGAUCGCGCGUGGUCUUUCGCUAUCUCGGCGAGUACGGCAUCUAGAGGAACGUUGGGCGUACUAUUUUGCAUUCGGUCUUCCAUCUGCCGCUCUCUGCAUAUGGGGAAGCACCCUUGCCAAUGCCGCGCUCUUCGCGCUUCUCUUCCCAUCCUUCAUCAUCAUGGCGAUGCAUGCUAGGCCUGUCCCAUAUGACCCAUACAACCCCGUCCCACCAUCGCCGUCACCUGGUUCACAGCAACAGCCCAUCCUCCAUCCUUCCCCAUACAUCCCAAUUCGGUUCCCCGUCUUCGUACCCGUCAUAUUCAUAAACGACUGCAUCGUGCGCAUUCUCAGCUUAGGCACGCGAGGUGGGAGAUCAAGAUUCACCAGCGGAGGGAGCAAGGCGUACGAGACGGCAGAAAGCGUGGAAAAAGGAGAGGGCGGUGAUGAAGUGGAGUUACGAGCUACGAAUUUUGGUCCAUCAAGGGUGGGAAUUGGGGGGAGGACAAAGAUCCUCGGGGAUAGUAGGCGGAAGAUAGACUGAUCUUUCCUGCGCUGUCGAACAACACAUGCCCCUCCCGUGCUCUAUAUUUUCCAUUUAUUACAGUAAUGACUCACAUUCAGACACGCACGGAGCAUUUUUUAUGAUACCACUCAGAUCUAUACCAUAACAUAGG